AUGGAAAUGAAAUGUGCUGCCGACUACCCUGAAGUGGAUGUAAACGCACCUACAUGGAUUCGAAAGAUGCGCACCGUCUUCCGUCGCUUCGACUCACGCGGUCGUGGCGCUGUUGGUAUUGACGAGUUCCUCGACAUUGCCACCAACGUCCUCUCCGAAUUUCCAAAGAGUGAGAACUACUUCGGGGACCAGUUGGUGCAGGCUAUGAUCCAUCUCUGGUACGGUGUCAUCUGUACCGACGGACCGGAACACCAACGCACUGGGAUUGUGAUGCAUGAAAGUGACUUCAUCACGGCCAUGGGAAAGUGUAUUAAUGGACUGUUUAAGACUGAGUUCGUGCAGAACAUUGUGUCACCCCUCUUUGAUAUGGCUGAUGGAGACAAGGAUGGAUUCAUGCAACAGAAUGAGAUGAGUCAAGUGAUUGUCGCUUUCGGAGGGAAUCAAAAGGAGGCGGAACUUUUGUUCCGCAUUCUCGAUGCAGGCACCAAAAAGGGUGUCACCAAGGGUCAAUUUGAGGGCAUCCUUGCUGAGUACUUCUUCGAUGUGGGCAUAAAAGGCAAGACGGCGAAGCUUUUUGGUGCUCUCAUCAACUACAAACGACCUGAAGACUAUCCAGAGGUUGAAUGCGGCCCAGUGUGGGAGGGAAAGAUGAGAACCAUGUUCCGGAGACUGGACUUACACGGAUCGGGCAAGCUGCGUUGUCAUGACUUUAUUCAAAUUGGCAGAGCUCUGGCCCAGCGGAACCACCUGCCAAAGCACAAGGCGGACAAUGUGAUGCGUGCCAUGCUGGACAUCUGGGUGCACUACUUCUCUGUUGACAAAGAUGGCGCUCACUUCACAGAGCUCAUGGAAAAGGAUUUUAUCCACAAUCUUCGGUCGAUGAUUAAUGGCGAGUUUCGACACGCCAUCGACCAGUUCGGUUGGACGUUCUUCAAAGCCGUUGAGGUUGAAGGCACGGGCUUCAUUUCGAUGGCGGAGUACCGUAACUUGCAAGAGGCCUGGCGAGUUGGUCGCGCUGAGGCUGAGGGCAUGUUCAAGGUUUUGGACACUGAUAAAGAUGGCAAGAUAAGCAGUGAUGAAUAUCUCUCAGCAUGGUGUGAAUACUUCUUGGGAGAGGAUCCGGCCAGUCCUUACAAGACCUUCUUCGGUCCAGUAAUCUCGCAACACUCACGUAACUCUCUCGCUGAGUAA
Echinococcus granulosus is the source of this 1191-nucleotide messenger RNA. Its product is annotated as Sarcoplasmic calcium-binding protein. Lineage: Eukaryota; Metazoa; Platyhelminthes; Cestoda; Cyclophyllidea; Taeniidae. Bases 1 to 1191 code for a protein of 396 amino acids. Gene Ontology annotation, molecular function: calcium ion binding. The transcript is spliced from 3 exons. The record is from RefSeq and is a predicted model, not a curated record.